UUUAAUGAAAUCAAAUGCUCCCAGCUGUCAAUAUUUUUGUUGUUUUAAUCACACAAGCAGAUUUUAUUCAAUUACAGAUCAUUUUUAAGCAUAUUAUGUAUUUACAAUGAGAGCAGCAUGGCCACAUAGUGAAAUGCAUAGAUCUGAAAGACAACUGUUAUUGUUAAUUAGAGUUAUUUUGGAUAGAUAGAGUAAGAAUUUUCUGUGGGCUAAUCUGCAAAUAAUUUGAUUAUUACAACAAUAAACUCGACAACAUAAUGUUAUUUGUCUCACUCUAAGUUUCAGUGAUUGAUUUUCAUUUUGUCUCAUUUGAUUAAAGAGUGUGUAUUUGUAAUAUAGAACAGGUCAACUUAACCAAAUAUUUUAAAAUAUUUAGCCUUUAUAUUACAAUAUAAAAUGUCAUACUAGACGUUAUUUACAUACAUCACACUACAAUAUUUUCCAUUGAUUACAAUAUAUAUAGAUACAAGUAAUAACAGCAUUCCCUACUAUUUUUUUCACACAUACUCUUAUACACCAUAAAAUUAUUUCCAUUAACUAGUACUUUAGAAGUUUCUAGAAUGUCCUUUCACUCAUACAGUCAUGUAGACUCUUAGGAGUAUGCUUUACCAAUUGUACACCUGAGUAGUGAGGAUCUUUUGAACAGUUCACAGUCUAUGUGGUAUACUUCUCAGCUGGCCUUUAUUACUUGUAUCAUGUGAAUGAACAUCUGCAUUUUUUCUAGUAAUCUACCAUCUUCCACUAAUUAUAUAAUUGUUCUGUAUAUGUACAUAGAUGCAAAAGUCAACAUUUUUAGAUUACAGAAAGCAGUUCUGCAUGAGUUUAUUCAUUUUUUAUUCCAAAUGGACCUAAUGGCCUGUUUUUGCAAAUCAACCAUUUUUUUGUAUUAUUGCUACUGGAGUUUCCCCAAACAGUAAUUCCGUACUGCAAGUAUGGUUCAAAUAAAGCAGGUUACACAGGACAUAGAAGUUUUUUGUUAACAUAAUGUGUAAGCUGUUACAUAAUAAAUAUUACAGUGCUUACUUUACAACAGACAUUGCCUAUAUCUUGUCUCCAUUGGAGCUUUUUGUAAACUGUAAUUCACAAAAAUUUUAUAGCGGUAACUUCUUCCAACCUUGUUUAAUCUAUUUAUAUAUGUGUGCGAUAUUCCUUUUCUUCCUAUUUUUCCCUAUUUGUGAAUCAUGAACAUUACUUUUUUUAGAUCUGUAAGGAAGUCACUGUGUAUGAGUCACCAUACUGCAUUAUUUGUCAACAUAAACCCAUUUCUUUCCAGUGUUUCUAGAUUUUCUUCUACACUCACUAAUGUCAUGUCAUAACUUAUCUUUCUCACUUUCUUUUAUAUUAAAAUAUCCAUGAGUGUACUGCCGGCAGUACACCUGUGGAUAUUUUGAUUAUCAAAUACGCCGGGAGAAACUCAAGAAUCACUUCUUCUAUAUUGAUUAUAAACAGGUUGAAUAGAAAUGGGCCAAGCACAGAUCCCUGAUGACAGAUCUGUAUUCAUAUUCUGUUAUCACAUACUACUUUUUGUUACUGACACAUUUUAUCCACUGCACUGCAUGCCUAUGUACACUAUACCUAUCACGUUUUUCAUUUGGUGCUGCACGGCUUUUAACUAUGUUGUGCUGGAAUCAGAAUCCUAUGUUUCUUGAGAAAUGUUGACAUCCUACUAUACAUGACCAUCUCUGAAAAAUUAGAGAUUAAAGAUAUUAGUCUGUAGUUAUCAGGUCAUCUUUGUAACCUUUCUUGUAUGUUGGUUCUACUUUGCUUAUUUUUAAUUUCUCGCAAAUCAUCCUCCUUUGAAAGAGCAAUUUGCUGUAUCCAAAAGAGGUUCAAUUAUUUCUUCAUUUGCAAACUUCAUUAGAUAUUUUUUAUAUUUAAUCAUCUCCUACAGAUGUCUUUGGUUUUAAUUUCUGAAUUGAGGAACACUGAUUGGGAUGGUUGCCCAAGUAUUAUGCUUUGAUCCCUGAUGAUUUCUUUCCCCCUUCAAAUUUUGCACAACACACACCAAAUUGUUGUUGAAUAUAUUAGCAAUUUUUGUUCCAUAUGUAACUGUAUUAUUCUCAAUUCUCAUUGACUUAAUAAAAUUUUGGUUAUUUACACUAUUUAACUGCAUAUUUGAGUGCUGAUUAUGUCCCAUACUGUUUUACUUUUAUGACUUGAAUUCACUAUGACUCUGCUAUUGGACUGGCUUUUGCUUUUCUUAUUGAUUUCUUGUACUUCGUCUAAUGUUACUCAUAUAUCUCCAUGUUUCCUGUUCAUCUGCAUUCCUUUUCUCUGGUCCUGAGUCCAAUCAUUUCUUUGGUAAUUCAUAACCUACUAUGACAUUUCUUUUUCUGACAGCUCGUUUUGGGGAAGACUGCAGAAAUGAUGGAGUAGUGUGUUUUAAAAUGCUUCAUAUUUCUCUUUUGUGCUUUGUGCUUGCUUUGUUCCAGUGCAAUGUUCAUUCCUCAGUGUUAUUUUUAAAAUGUUUUGUGGAAUGAUAAUCCUGACACCUCCAUUGUCUUGUUCUGUUUAUGUUUUUGAGCCCCGCUUUUGUAGAUACAAAACAUUCAACUGUGAUGAUCAGAGUUUGCUGUUUGCAGAACUUAUGUAUUAGACAUGCAUUUAAAACAAUUUUUAAUGUAGCCAGAACUGACUUCAUAUUUAUUUCAGGUGUAAGGUCAGAGAGAAAUCAUGGAAUAGUUGAAGCUAACAGGAUUAUUGGUGGAAACACUGCAAAUAUAGAAGAUUUUCCCUAUCAGCUUUCUCUUGAAAUUUCUGGUGCUCAAAUCUGUGGUGCUGCCAUACUGAGUGACAUAUGGGUCAUUACUGCAGCUCACUGUGUUGCAAGGUGCAGAGUGCUUCAAUGUAAAGAAGGAGCUUCACAGGAACGCAAUGCUGCCAUGUCCUUUUUGGGUCUUAUAAUGAACAACCCAAUUUUUGGACUUAUAAAAAGUAGAUCAGGACCUGAUCUUAUACUGAGAGCUGGAACUUCAUUGAGGGGUGAUGGUGGUUCCACACAUCAUCCACAGAUGGUUAUCACUCAUCGAGGCUACUCUCCUGUUACACAAGACAAUGAUAUUGCUCUCAUAAAGGUGGAUCCCCCAUUUAACCUGAGCACAACAGUCCAACCAGCACAUCUUCCAGUCAGUGGAAGAGAACCACCCCAAGGAUCCAGUGCAACUGUUACUGGCUGGGGAGUGACUAGAGAGGGUUCCCGGAGUGGCUCCAAAUUUCUGCAGCAAGCAAAACUGUAUAUACUUCCUAGAAAUGAGUGUUUAAAAACAUAUCCACAGUUCACAAGGACGAUGUUAUGUGCAGGAGAUCGCACUGGAGGACAUGACUCCUGUCAGGGAGAUUCUGGUGGGCCACUGACAGUAAACGGCACCUUGGUUGGACUGGUUUCUUUUGGGCGAGGAUGUGGCAGACCAGGGAUCCCUGGUGUUUAUUCAAAUGUUGCAGCCCUGCGAAACUGGAUUGGCAAAAAUACAGGACUUUAAAACAUUAUACUGCCUUGUUUUUCAGUAAUAUAAUAAUAUUUACACAAUAUCUCAGCUUCUUAUGGUGGUUACUGUAAUUAUGAGGGGAUAAUAGUUUUUACAACAGAUGCUAAAAUGUCUCUAUAAUUUGUUAUCACUUACAUUAGAGAUCCAGUCUUCAUGACUGUCUUUUAAAGAAAAAAAAUUAUAUUUAUAAAAUCUCUAUAUUGUAACCUAUUUGUACAACUGAUAACUUACUUCAGAACUAGCAAAAGGAAAAGAUGGACGACUAUAGUUGUAACCACUGGGGUUGUUGCAGUCUUCACUCCAAAGACUGGUGAGAUGUAUAUAUUCAUUUAUCUUGUGCAAGGUUCUUCACCUUUGUGUAACUAUUACAAAUUACUUCCCUUUCAAUCUGUUUACAGUAGUCAAGCCUUGAUCUUCAUCUAAAAUUUUUGCACCUAUACUUCCCUCCGUAACCAACUGACUAUUCAUUGACGUAUUACGAUGUGCCCUCUCAACUAAUCCCUUCUUUUAGUAAGGUUGUGGCUUGAUACUAUUUCCUCCUGAAUUUGUUUCAGUACCUCUUCAUUAGCUACUCAAUUCAGCUAGCUAAUCUUAUCGUCUUUACCACUUGUCAUCCACAUUUCACUUCUAAAUUCUACAUUCCAGAAAAAUGCUUUCAGAAAAGACUUCCUAACUAUUAAAUUUAUAUUACAUGUUAACAAUUUUCUCUUUUUAAGAAACAAUUUUCUUGCAAGUGCCUCUCUGAAUUUUAUACCCUCUCUACUUCAGCUAUCAUAAGUUAUCUUGCAGUCCAAAUAACAAAACUCUUCAACUUUUAGUCUCUGAUUUCCUAAUCUAAUUUUCCUUAUCAUCAUUUGACUUUAUUUUUCUAGUCUGUCUCCCUUGUUUUACUUUUGUUCGUCUUCAACUCACACUAUCAUUCUGUUCCACUGCCCUUCCAAGUCCUUUUCCAUUUCUGGCAGAAUUACACUGUCAUUUGCAAAUGUUUAACUUUAUAUUUCUUCUACCUGGAGUUUAAUCCUAUACCAAAUUGCUCCUCAUUUCUUUUACUGUUUAUGCAGUGUACAGUCUGAUAAACAUAUGGAAUAGAGUACAACCCUGUCACAGUCCCUUCUCAACAUAUGCCUCCUCAUCAUGUCCUCUGACUCUCAUAACUGCAGUCUAAUUUCUAUAAAAGUUUUAGAUUAUCCUUCACCCUAUAUUUCAGCCCUGUUAACUUCACAAUUUCAAAGACUACAUUAUGUCAACACUGACAAAAGUUUCCCCUAACUCUACAAAUUGUAUAAAUGUACGUUUGCCUCUUCUUAUUAUAUAUUCCAGGAUAAGUUGUAGGAUUAGCAUUGCUUCAUGUUAUCUAACAUUUAUACGAAACCAUUGCCUAAAGUGUUCCAAUGUUUCACCCGAAUCCUAACUGAUCUCCUCUGAGAUCAACUUCUACUAGUUUCCAUUCUUCUAUAAGUGACUUGUGUUAGUAUUUUGAAACUACGACUUUUUUGAUAAUACACCAGUCAGCACCGGCCUACUUUGGAAUUGGGCACAUUAGAAUAUUCUUGAAGUCUCACUCAUAAUUUUGUACACCAGAUGGAACAGUUUUGUCAUGGUUGGCUCUCCCAAGGAUCUCAGCAGCUCAGAGGGAACAUUCCUACUCCAAGUACCUUGUUUCACCUUAGGUCUUUCAGAGCUCUGUCAGAUUCUUCACUCUAUGUGACAUCUCCCAUCUCAUCUUCAUCUACUUCCUCUUCCUUUUCCAUAUCACUAUCUUUCAGUCUGUUUCUUUUGCAUGGCACUUCUAUAUAUUCCUUCCACCUUUCAUCAUUCCCUUUUCUGCUCAGUACUUGAUAACCUCUGAGAUUUUGGUGUUCAUACUGAUGCUUAUCUCUUUUCUAAUGGUUUGUUUGUAUAGCUUUCCACUUAUCCUAUAGGUCAUUUAGCCAUUCCUGCUUAGCUAUUUUGCACUUUCUGUCAGGUUGUUUUAGAUGGGCAUUUCCUUUUGUCAAAUGCAGUUUCUGCAUUUUUUUCCCUUUAAUCGGCUAUUCAAUUUAUCCUUUGUAAUCCAAUGAUGUAUCCCAUUCAUCUUGUAUAGUAUUUCUUUUCCUUGUUCAGCCAAUUGGUACUUAAUGCUCCCUUUGAAACUCUUUACACCCUUGUAGCUUCAAAGUUAUCCAUGUCCAAUUUUCUUAACUUCCUACCUUCCCGUAAUUCCAUCAGUGUUAAUCUGUAACCAAUAACUUACCGCCACAGUCCAUGCCUGCCCCGGAAAUGUUUUGCAGUUUAAAAUCUUGUUUCUAAAACUGUGUCUUAACAUGAUAAAAUCUAACAAACCUUCCCGUAUCUCCAUGUGGCAACCUAUGCCAUCUUAUCUUCUUUAAAGCUGACCACAUUUCCUUAGUGAAGUUGUGAACUGGUGAGGCUCGGGGAGGUAUUGCAGUUCAUCUGCACAUUCAUGGAGCACUAAAUGCGCAUCUAGGAGCCUGAAGUGUGGCAUUGUACCUUGGAAUAUGGUCUUCAUGUUAAGAAACAAUAUAAUUAUCACAGGAUGUGAUCCUGUAAUGCUUAUAAAAGUCUUGGGGUGGUCCAUCCUUGGAGAAUAAUGACAGAACCCACAGAAAUUCAGGGAACUUUGGCCUUUAUCACCUUAGUGCCACUGUGAUGUUUGUCUGGUAGAAGAAGGCAAUAACGGUGUAAGUUUAUAUGUAUAUAUGCAGCACACACAAAGCAGAUCUUAGGUCAGAAAGAGGUGAAGAGAGAUUCAUAGGGGCCUUUUAUUCUUUUCCUGACAAAAAAUUUAUGUUGCGUGGUCUCUGUGCCAAAUGUUGCAUGCUGAUGUGUUCCUAGCUGAUCAGUGAUGUCCACAUUACUAUGAAACUUCUGACUGUGCAACUUAUGGAAUAGUGUGAUUGCAUAACAUGCUGCACUUAUCAGUCAGACAAAUAUGUAAUACACAACAUAUUUCGUUGAAGAGAACCUUGCUUCACUGCAUGGUAUGAAUAACUACUGUUACCUCACAAAGAUGAUGCGCUGCAGAUACAUGUGGUCUUCUGGCCCUUUCUCACCCUGUUGCUUUUCAGCCAGCAUACAUUCCUUAUUCUGCCUUUUUUCCCAGCCCAACUCUACCUUGAUUGGUACUCUACCCCUUGACAUUUCUUCUCCCUUCUCUAUCCACUUGCAGUAUAUCUCCCCCUCCCACCUUCUUUCCCAUUGGAUCUUCUCCACUUCACUCUCUUCUCACUUAAUCACUAGUUUUCCAACACAACUUGACCCUUCCUCUCUCCACCCCACAUCAUUCCAUUCUCCAUUCUCACCUUACUGACUUUUAUUUUAUUCUACUUCACUUUUAAUUUUUUUUCAACUCUUUUUGUUUUAUUUUCUGUUAGUUUCAAUGUUGUACUCGUUUAUCCUUGUUUGCCUAUAAUAUCUUAUCCCACAAAUGACAUUCCCUUCAUCUUCACUUUCAUGUACCCAGCUCUCAUUGCCUAUCUACCCACAUUUUUCUUUCCCACUUGCCUUGAAGAAGAAACAUACAGUUUCACAAGCUUAACGAAUGUAGGAAAAAAGCACUCCGUCUUCAGGCCACGAGUGGCCUACCGGGAUCAUCCGACCACCGUGUCAUCCUCAGAAGAGGAUGCGGAUAGGAGGCGUGUGGGGUCAGCACACCGCUCCCCCGGUCUUUAUGAUGGUAUUUUUGACUGAAGCCGCUACUAUUCAGUCAAGUAGCUCCUCAAUUGGCAUCAAGAGGCUGAGUGCACCCAGAAAAAUGGCAACAGCACAUGGCGGCCUGGAUGGUCACCCAUCCAAGUGCUGACCAUGCCCAACAGCGCUUAACUUCGAUGAUUGCACGGGAACUUCGAUGAUUGCACUGUA
Messenger RNA from Schistocerca gregaria, 7346 nucleotides. RefSeq names its product trypsin delta-like. NCBI's taxonomy places the organism in Eukaryota, Metazoa, Arthropoda, Insecta, Orthoptera, Acrididae. Gene Ontology annotation, biological process: proteolysis. The coding region runs from base 2514 to 3479 and encodes 321 amino acids. The record is from RefSeq and is a predicted model, not a curated record. Gene Ontology annotation, molecular function: serine-type endopeptidase activity. The transcript has 7 exons.